UCCCCGCUCUGCAAAGCAAGAAGAUGCCCAAAUCCUCACCGUGCGUAUUCCCGUGGUCCUCCCUGUGGCUGGCAUCUGUGAUUACUUUGGUGGUGCAGUCUGUGCUCUCUUCCUCCUAUUCUUCUUCUUCCUCCUCUGCGUACCAGAGACCUGCAGCCGGUGGGAAGCGGCUGGGCUUUAUGGAGAGGACGCUGGUUCUUCUGGAUGUCAACACGCGCAGUCCGAUCAGAGUUCUCAACGACAACUUCCUUUCUUUGCAGCUGGACCCCUCGAUUAUCAAAGACGGCUGGCUGGACUUUCUGAGCUCCAAGCGCCUCGUGACCCUGGCGCGCGGCCUCUCGCCCGCCUUUCUGCGCUUCAGUGGAAAACGAACCGACUUCCUGCAGUUCAAUAACCAGAAGAACCCUACCAAGUUCCGAGGGCCCGGACCGGACUACUACCUGAAGAACUACGAAGACGAUAUUGUGCGCAGCGACAUUGCACUGGACAAGCAGAACGGCUGCAAACUGGCCAACCACCCCGACAUCAUGCUGGAGCUGCAGAGGGAGAAAGCCGCCACCACGCAGCUCGUCCUGCUGAAGGAGCAGAUGUCCAACAUCUACAGCAACAUCACAAUAACAGCCAGGUCUUUAGACAAACUGUACAACUUUGCCGAUUGUGCUGGCCUGCACCUGAUUCUGGGGCUCAACGCGCUGCACAGAAACCCGGACAACUCGUGGAACACCUCCUCCACCCUCAGCCUCCUCAAGUAUGGCGCCGGCAAGAAGUACAACAUCUCCUGGGAGCUUGGCAACGAGCCGAACGCGUAUCGCAGCAUGGUGGGCCGUGCGGUCAACAGCACCCAGUUGGCCCAGGACUACACCAAACUGCGGACGCUGCUGCAGUCGGUGCGCUACUACCACCGCGCUCAACUCUUUGGCCCCAACGCAGGACGACCCCGGAAGAACGCCAUCCUGCUGCUGGAUGGGUUUAUGAAGACUGCUGGCUCCGUGGUAGACGCAGUUACGUGGCAACAUUAUUACAUGGAUGGCAGAGUGAACAAGGCGGAGGACUUCCUGAAAACUCGCCUAUUGGACACGCUGACAGAGCAGCUCACUAAAGUCACCAAAGUUGUGAACACACACACUCCUGGUAAGAAGGUGUGGCUCGGCGGACUCGGCCCAGCGUGGUCCGGAGGCAUCAACAACCUCUCAGACACAUACGGCGCCAGCUUCCUGUGGGUGAACACACUGGGCAUGGCUGCCCUGCAGGGGAUUGAUGUUGUCUUGCGUCACUCGUUCUUCGACUAUGGAUACACGCACCUCGUGGACCAGCAUUUUAACCCUUUACCAGAUUACUGGUUCUCUCUGGUCUUCAAGCGUCUGGUUGGUCCCAGGGUCUUAGCUGUGCGGGUGGCUGGACUGCAGAGGAAGCCUCAGCCGGGACGAGUCAUACGAGACAAACUGCGGAUCUACGCUCACUGCACCAGCUACUACAAUCACAACUACGUGAGGGGAUCGAUAACCAUCUACAUCAUCAAUCUCCAUCGCUCGCGGAAAAAAAUCAAGCUGGCGGGGACGUUACGCAACAAAACGGUCCACCAGUACCUGCUGCAGCCCUACGGCACGGACGGACUCAGAGCCAAACACGUCCAGCUGAACGGGGAGAAGCUGCUCAUGGUGGACAACGAGACCUUCCCGGAGCUGAAGCCCAAGACUCUGAGAGCCGGGCGGACGAUAGCCAUGCCUCCCAUGACCAUUGGCUUUUAUGUCAUCAAAAACAUCAACGCAUACGCCUGUCGAAGAUAACACUGGCUUUUUGUCGCGUGAGAUAAAGGCCAAUAGUCUCCAGUAAAAGAGAAAAAAAAAGGGAGAAAUCUGCAAUACCUGGAAA
Molecule: messenger RNA, 1872 nt
Organism: Salarias fasciatus (jewelled blenny)
Lineage: Eukaryota; Metazoa; Chordata; Actinopteri; Blenniiformes; Blenniidae
Gene: hpse2
Product: heparanase 2
Exons: 12
Coding region: 24-1787 (587 amino acids)
Biological process (GO): extracellular matrix organization
Cellular component (GO): extracellular matrix; membrane
Molecular function (GO): hydrolase activity, acting on glycosyl bonds
Source: RefSeq, a predicted model, not a curated record